Exophiala oligosperma is the source of this 2275-nucleotide messenger RNA. RefSeq lists its product as uncharacterized. Bases 444 to 2129 code for a protein of 561 amino acids. Gene Ontology annotation, molecular function: CoA-ligase activity. Lineage: Eukaryota; Fungi; Ascomycota; Eurotiomycetes; Chaetothyriales; Herpotrichiellaceae. Gene Ontology annotation, biological process: secondary metabolic process. The record is from RefSeq and is a predicted model, not a curated record. The transcript is spliced from 2 exons.
CUCGACGAUGUGCCAAUUGAUAGGCUGAUAUCAGAGCCGUCGGUGGAUUCAAAUCAUCCGGCACUGCCACUACGAGGUUCUACCUUUCUGUUGUGUACUGUAGGUCUCGCUACAACUACCGCUGUCGCGUCGACGAGGAACUCAUAUAGUCGUCGGCCCUCGGUCUAUUUAUUCCGUCUUCCUAUGCAUUGCACAUUCAUACACAAAGAUUGACACAGGAAUAUAUUACACACGUACUCGGAACUUGGUACCUGGUUUUAUAUCGAACUUCUGCUGCCUCCGACGACGCAUCACUUUGUUCUUCUUCCCUUUACUGACGAAACCUACACUCAUAAUAUCUAGAAAAUUUACUGUAAAUACUAAACAGUCUCGAUCCCACCGCAUAAAACCCUACACACGGACACAUACACACAGAUCUACAAGCAAGCACUACUACCGCCAAAAUGCCAUACAAAUCUCGUUGGACCGUCGACGUCCCCGAGUGUUCUCUACCGACAUUUCUAUUCGAAUCUCCCUCUGCACCACUAGGUUCGAAACGAUGUUUCUCGGAAGCAGCCCGUCCAGAGACGCACUAUCUGACUCGGGAGUCGUUCCGUCUCUGGUCGCAGCGGUUCGGGCUUGGUCUUCGCCGGUCACCACAUUUCCAAAAGGGCGAUCGGGUUCUCCUAUUCAGCGGCAACGACAUGUUCGUCCCGGUCGUGUUCAUGGGCGUUUUGUGUGCGGGGGGCAUCUUCUCCGGCGCAAAUCCGACCUUCACACCUCGCGAACUGGCCCAUCAACUUCGCGACUCGGGAGCCACCUACCUCCUCUGCGCCGACGGAAGUAUCGACACGGGCAUCGAAGCCGCCAAGCUUGCCGGUCUCGGUUCCGACCGCGUGUUCGUGUACAAUGCGCGAAUCUACGACGGUCCGCAACCGCCGCUCAAGGGAUGUCGGUACUGGGGUGAUCUGAUCGCGUCCGCCGACGACGCCAAGGGUUUUGCGUGGGACGACCUCAAAGGUCCGGGGGAAUGUGACACCACCCUCGCACUCAACUACUCCUCCGGCACCACCGGCGUGCCCAAAGGUGUCGAGAUCACGCACCGGAACUACAUUUCCAACACGGUCCAAGUGGCCCUGAUAUCGCAGCAGCAUCCGGACUACGAGGCUCGCAACGCCCGGGCGAGCUGGCUCUGUUUCCUGCCCCUGUACCACGCGUACGGGCAGACGUAUUUCGUCGCGGGGGCCUUCAACCGUCAAGUCCCCGUGUACGUCAUGCCCAAGUUCGACUUUGAGAAGAUGCUAGAGUACAUCCAGCGCUUCCGGGUGACGGAUCUCGCCCUCGUACCUCCCAUCGCGGUCCUGUUGGCCAAACACCCCGCCGUGGAAAAGUACGAUUUGAGCAGUGUGGAGAACGUCGGGUGUGGUGCGGCGCCCUUGGGUAGGGACGUGUGUGUGCAGAUUGAGAAGAGGUUGGGGAGAGGGAUUAACGUGAAACAAGGGUGGGGGAUGACUGAAUGCACAUGUUCCCUCCUAGGUUGGGACGUCAUGGCGACCUCGACCUCUGCGGCCGUCGGCGAACCCAACGCCAACUGCACGGCCAUGAUCGUGUCGGAGGACGGGGGGCAGGAAAUCGCGUCCCGGGGUCCCCGGCACGUCGGGGAACUGUGGUGCCGCGGGCCGAACGUCAUGAAGGGCUACUGGCGCAACCCCAAGGCCACGGCCGAGACGCUCACGCCCGACGGGUGGUUGAAGACGGGCGACAUCGCGUACGUCGACGAGGCGGGCAUGUUCCACAUCGUCGACCGCAAAAAGGAACUCAUCAAGGUGAAGGGGAACCAGGUGGCCCCCGCCGAACUGGAGGCCCUGCUGCUCGAGCACGACGCCAUCGCCGACGCCGCCGUCAUCGGCAUGCCGACCCAGGACGGCGACGAGGUCCCCCGCGCGUUCGUGGUGAGGCAGUCCGGGAGGGACGUGACCGAGAACGAGGUCAAGAAGUUCAUCGAGGGCAAAGUGGUGAGGUACAAGUUUUUGAAGGGCGGCGUGGAGUUUGUCGAUGCCAUACCAAAGAACCCCAGCGGGAAGAUCUUGAGGAGACAGAUCAGGGACGCCGCGAAGGAGAGGUUACGGAAAGAGGGUGCGAGAUUAUAGUGCAUCUGAUUCACCGUCUAGAUGUGUGUAUGUAUAUAUAUAUAUAUAUAUACACUCUCAGGCUCGGCUUUUUUGGAGUGUUUUGGAUGCAUCAAGGUGCCUCAAGAGGUCGGUAAAGAGAGACCACGGUAUAUACUAUUAUCUAG